This is a messenger RNA of Tyto alba (common barn owl), 4369 nucleotides long. It is a transcript of the gene TEC, whose product is annotated as tec protein tyrosine kinase. Bases 377 to 2269 code for a protein of 630 amino acids. Lineage: Eukaryota; Metazoa; Chordata; Aves; Strigiformes; Tytonidae. Gene Ontology annotation, biological process: tissue regeneration; intracellular signal transduction; B cell receptor signaling pathway. Gene Ontology annotation, molecular function: ATP binding; non-membrane spanning protein tyrosine kinase activity; protein binding. The transcript has 19 exons. The record is from RefSeq and is a predicted model, not a curated record.
CAAUCCCGUGCUCAGCCCCCUCUCCGGUGCUCAGCCCCGCCGGUGCUCGGCGGCCCCCGGCCCGGCGGCGGCUGAUGGAGCGCAGCCUGCAGCACCCGCUGUUCGCAAUUUAAAACGGGUGCGACGCCGCAAGAGCAGAGGCGUUCCUUCCUCGACGGCCAAGUGUCACACGGAUCCGCAAGCGGGAGCUCCGACAAAAGUGUGAAUCUGCAACCUUAAAUGUGGAACAAAAAGAAUUUUCUGCCUUAUGAAGCCCAAGAGCAGAUGUUGCAAUCCUUACUUGCCUACACCGAGUAGUAAUUAUUCAAAUAAGCCUGUGCUGGAUACUCGUGAACUGAUAUUCAAUGGCUAGAAACAGAACUGACAAGUGGCUGAAAUGAAUACGACUAUCAUCCUACAAGAGAUUUUGAUUAAAAGAUCACAGCAGAAGAAGAGGACUUCUCCCUUAAACUACAAAGAGAGGCUUUUUGUACUUACAAAGUCUAUGCUAACAUAUUACGAAGGUCGAGCGGAGAAGAAGUACAGGAAAGGAUCUGUGGAUAUUUCAAGGAUUAAAUGUGUAGAAGUUGUAAAAAGUGAUGGUAUUACUCCCUGUCAAAAUAAAUAUCCAUUUCAGGUUGUAUAUGAUGCUAAUACGCUUUAUAUUUUUGCACCAAGUGCACAAAGCCGGGAUCAGUGGGUGAGGAAUCUGAAAGAAGAAAUAAAGAAAAACAGCAAUAUAAUGGUAAAAUAUCAUCCUAAAUUCUGGACAGAGGGAAUUUAUCAAUGCUGCAGACAGACAGAAAAAUUAGCACCUGGAUGUGAAAAGUAUAAUCUUUAUGAAAACAGUGUCAUGAGAUUGCCUUCUCCAAUGCCAGAAAAAAGUGCACGAAGGCCUCCACCACCUGUUCCUCCAGUUGAAGAAAAUGGCAAUGAAGAGGAGGAGAUAGUGGUAGCAAUGUAUGACUUUGAGCCUACAGAACAUCAUGAUUUAAGAUUAGAGAAAGGUGAAGAAUAUACAGUGAUUGAGAAGAACGACAUUCACUGGUGGAAAGCGAGAGAUAAAUAUGGAAAACAGGGAUAUAUUCCAAGUAACUAUGUAACAGGAAAGAAGUCCAACAACCUUGAUCAAUAUGAGUGGUACAGCAGAAACCUGAACAGGAGCAAGGCAGAGCAGCUCCUCAGAAAUGAGGAUAAAGAAGGUGGUUUUGUGGUGAGAGACUCAAGUCAGCCUGGCCUGUAUACAGUUUCCCUUUAUACAAAAUUUGGAGGAGAAGGUUCAUCAGGAAUAAGACACUACCAUAUAAAAGAAACAGUGACAUCACCAAAGCAGUACUACCUCGCAGAAAAACAUCUCUUUAACUCCAUUCCAGAAAUAAUUGAGUAUCAUAAACAUAAUGCAGCAGGUCUCGUUACCAGGCUGCGUUACCCAGUGACCCCAAAGAAGACAACAGCACCAACAACAGCAGGAUUCAGCUAUGAGAAAUGGGAAAUCAACCCCUCAGAACUGACGUUCAUGAGAGAACUGGGGAGUGGUCUGUUCGGCGUAGUGCGCCUUGGGAAAUGGAGGGCACAAUAUAAAGUGGCCAUCAAGGCAAUUCGGGAAGGUGCAAUGUACGAAGAGGAUUUCAUUGAAGAAGCUAAAGUAAUGAUGAAGCUAACACAUCCUAAAUUAGUUCAGCUGUAUGGUGUGUGCACACAACAGAGACCUAUUUACAUCGUGACGGAGUUCAUGGAGCAUGGCUGCCUUCUCAAUUACCUGAGACAAAAACGGGGAGUUUUGAGUAAAGAUGUCCUGCUCACUAUGUGCCAAGACGUAUGUGAGGGAAUGGAGUACCUGGAGAGAAACAGCUUUAUCCACAGAGACCUGGCUGCCAGGAACUGCUUGGUGAGUGACUCAGGAGUGGUCAAAGUAUCGGAUUUUGGAAUGACAAGGUAUGUUCUUGAUGAUCAAUACACAAGCUCCUCAGGGGCUAAAUUUCCUGUGAAAUGGUGCCCCCCAGAAGUUUUUAAUUAUAGUCGGUUCAGCAGCAAGUCGGAUGUCUGGUCAUUCGGUGUUUUAAUGUGGGAAGUAUUUACAGAAGGAAAAAUGCCCUUUGAAAAAAGCUCCAACUAUGAAGUGGUAACAAUGGUUAGCCAAGGACAUCGUUUGUAUCGGCCCAAACUAGCCUGUAAGCAGGUGUAUGAAAUGAUGAUGAUGUGCUGGCAGGAGAAACCAGAGGGACGCCCAACUUUUGAAGACUUGCUUCACACAAUCAUUGACAUUGCAGAGGGUGAAGAUGCAUUCUGAAAAAAAAAAACAGCAGCACAAGUACAGGAAGGAAGCCACUUUCCAGAGAUGUGGCUUCACCAUUUCUUUACAAAAGCUUGAUCCUGUAAGCUGCUGGAUGCUUCUGAACAACGUGGGGAACACGUAACAUCUGAUUCACUCCAGCACAAGGAGAGUUUUACAUGAUGGUGGGAAAUGGGCACAGUAUCUUCAGCAAUACCAGCAGUCUCUAUAUUUUCUCUGAAAAGUCAGCACUGCAUAGCUGGCAAGUUGAGCUCUUUAUGGAGGAAGAGAGAGAAUGUGGCCAAAGCCCAGCAGCCUAAUUUGCAUUUAAUGGGCUAGGUUCAUGUACAUACAGUCCACAUUUCUGAGUUUCUCUCUCUUUACACAGGCAAUAGUAUUAGUAGUGAUUUGCAUGCUUAAAAAUUGAAGGUAUCUAUAAAUGGCUAUUUACUGACAUUGAAAUGUUUCCAGAGAUCCUCCAGAAACAUUGUUUUUCUCAGUUGAUGGGUGUUUUAUGACACAUCAAAAAACACAAAAAGUGCCUCUCUCAUUUGCACAGAGUAGGUUGUUAACAGCACAGUCGAACACUCACAUACACAGCCAUGGUAACACUCAAAAAGCUUUGCUUCAGAACUGAGUUGUGAUAUGCCCCAAGCCCUUCUAGGCUGUUUGGUCAACCAGAGACCUCAUACUGUUAGUCUUGACAUUACUCAUGAAAAAUAAGUCCAAGAUUCAUCACAACUGUCUGUCAGUGUACCAUAGUACCUUGGUUUGGAUUAAUUAUAAAAUAAUUUAUAUGUUGUAUGUAUUGUAAAUAUAUAAAUUCCAUGCAUUUAUUUAUAUAAAGUGUGUUUUCCUCUUGAAAUUUUCAAGCACAAGUUUGUCCUGCCUUUGCUUACUUACACAACUCAAUACAUGGGUUUGUAAAUGAGUGAAAGUAAGCUCUCAAGUGUGUUUAAGGAGGGCUUCUCUUUCUGUCUGUUACUUAUAUGUACAGCAAUCUAACCUUUCUGUUCUUAACAGAAAAUGUCAUAGUACACAUGUAUGUAAAUAAGCUAAAUGCUAACUGUUGUUUGGAACCGACUACUAUGUUGCCAAUAAUUUGCUGUUAGUGCAUUAUAAGCCAAACUCAUCAUUCAUGUGAAUAUGGUGUUAUAAUAGUCCGUGUGUGUGUAUACAUAUAUAUCUGUGUAUACACACUCUAUACUAAAUACGUAUAGUAGUAUGAAUAUAAGUUUAAAUUAACUUGGCCAUGAGGAAAUGUUCAUUGCAGAAACGCCUAAACUCUCUUCAGAAGUUACAUGCCCUGUCCCCCAUGCUAGAGGCUAAUAUCUCCACAGCCCUGCUGAAGCCUGUUUCAAUUAAUCUAACUGAUACCAGUGAAUAUGAGUAUUUGCACUUCAGCUUUGCUCUAGCCACCUCCUCAGUAACUCUAUUAUGUGGGGUUUUUUUUGUUACUUGUGCUGUUAUGCCAUGUGUAAUAGAAAACAGACUGCACAAAAAUGUACUUUUUAAAAUUUUUUUUGCAGGUAGGCACAGAGGAGUAUAGGGCUGUUUAUUUCCAAUCAAAUUAUUAAAGGUAACUAUAGUUAGCUUACUUCAAUGCAACAAUGGAAUGUAUUAUUUCUGUAAUCAAUUUUGGAGAUGCUUAGAUCCCUGCACUGCUUUGUCUAAACCUUUAUGUUUAAAAGGAGGAAACCUCUUGUUUCUUGGAAGAAGUGCUUUCCUAUUCUCAUACUAUUCCACUGAAAAAUUACUGGUUGUCAGAAAAGGUUUAAAUAGCUAUUUCAUUUUUCUUAAUGGCAAAGUCUCAGAAGAUUAUCACAACUAUGCAAACCACCCUGUCAAAGUGUUGAGUCCAAACCACUACCCAAUCAAUACCAGCAGCAUGUAUUAUUAAAGGGGAAAAUCUAGGGGUUUCUACCUGUAGUAGAACAAGGACUGUGGAAGAUCUAAGGUAAGCCAACCUCAUCUUUCCUUCCCUUAUUGUUCCUUUGCACCCCAGUUUCUCAGUGGAGACCCUGCAAAGUAUGGUGCUGCCAAUACUUUUGACAAUACAGCAUGAAAAAUUCUAUAGUAAUGCUUCCCUUAAAACACAAAUAAAGCAUGGGAAAAUCA